Penicillium angulare is the source of this 420-nucleotide messenger RNA. RefSeq lists its product as uncharacterized. NCBI's taxonomy places the organism in Eukaryota, Fungi, Ascomycota, Eurotiomycetes, Eurotiales, Aspergillaceae. The record is from RefSeq and is a predicted model, not a curated record. The transcript is spliced from 3 exons. The coding region runs from base 1 to 420 and encodes 139 amino acids.
AUGGAUACACUAUCAAAGAUGGAAAAUGGAAGCGCGCUUCCAACACCCACCCAACAGGAUGAAGCUCCAUCGCCCCUUUUCUCGCGUAUCGAGACAAUUUCCAAGAGAGUUAUGAUCCUGCUUAUCGUUGCCAUGAGUGCUUAUGUGUUGGCGGACGAUCCAGUUUGUCAUUUCGUACUGGGUAUUGAUGAAGAUACCUGUCAAAGCUGGGACAAAUAUAUUUACAACCUUCGAGAGCGUUUGUUCAGUGUGUUUGCGUUUUUACAGCUUAUAUUUGCAAUUUAUGUUCGUUACUGGGCGCCGGAGGAUAGCCAGUCAACUCAUGAACGUAAUAGCUGGGAUGGCGUGGUGUGGACUGGAUCUUUGAAACAGAGCUUAUGCAUUCUGCUUUUGGCGUUGAGCCAGGUAUAUGAAUGGUGA